This is a messenger RNA of Linum tenue, 211 nucleotides long. The record is from the annotation of a GenBank genome assembly. NCBI's taxonomy places the organism in Eukaryota, Viridiplantae, Streptophyta, Magnoliopsida, Malpighiales, Linaceae.
AAAAAACUAACAGAUAAUAAUAAACACAGCUGGGGAGAGGUGCAGGCAGUUAGCACCGAAAAACUUGGUGGGAAUUUAAUUCCCUCUCUCUUCUCCUUAGGCUAUAAAAGGAGACCACCAAUAGCUCUUUAGAUCAUCCCACCAUUCCAUACUUCUCCAAUGCCUUUGCUCUGCUUCUGUUCGUAAUUCUUUUGUGGGUUUUGGUAGUGAA